UCUUACCCUAAAUCCUAACAUUCCGAGAAACCUAAGAACUAAGAAGUAAGAAUGAGUGAACGACUGAGAAACCUAAGAACGAAUGAACGACUCCUUACUCAAAAACUCAGAGAUCGGCUGUCCAGCGUCCGCUGUCACCACUCGCCUGUGAGAUCGCCAUAUCGGUUGUCAACUCUUCAAAUCAAGACUUCAACAGGUUCAAGUGCAAUCAUGCUCCGUGCUCCUAAAGUACGCUCUGAUAUUUGGGAUCUCUUUGAGGUGAAAGAAGAUAACGGAGAAGUUCGCAAAGUAGAGUACAAGCAUUGUGGUCAAGUAUAUAAUGUUCAUCCAAAGAGGAAUGGAACAUCUUUUUUAAGGAAGCAUAUUAGGCGUUGUCUUGAGCGUCUUCCUGGAGUCCAUAUUUAAGAAUUAGAGUUUGCUACUACUAUUAAUUCUAUUGUUUUUGUUACACUGCUGGUACUGUUAGAAGUUACAACACUAAUUCUGCAUUUCUGCUACUGUUAAUUCUGCUUAUUUCUGUUGCUAGUGCUAUUGUUAUUGCACUGUUUAAUUCGGUUGUUAAUACUGCUACAGUGGUGCUAGAAUACUAAAAUUUCCAGCCUUUUAAACUGCAGGCUGCUGUGAAAAUGUUUAGGUUCAGUCGUUCAGGUGUAAACUGCUACUGUUAUUGCACUGUUGAACUUCUUUUCUGCGAAAAUGUUGUUAAUGACU
Messenger RNA from Nicotiana tabacum (common tobacco), 711 nucleotides. The record is from RefSeq and is a predicted model, not a curated record. Lineage: Eukaryota; Viridiplantae; Streptophyta; Magnoliopsida; Solanales; Solanaceae.